GGAGGGCAGGUGGCGGGGCGCGAGCCCCGCUAGCGGGACUAGGAGGAAGCGGGGGUCGCGAGGUGCCGCGUGGGAGGAGGCGCGGGCUGCAGGCCCAGAAGGCGGGCGGAACGCGGCUGGCUGAUGGGCGGGCGGCGCCGGGCCACGCCGCGCUGUGGGGGAGGGCGGUGCGGGGCCGGGCCUGGCUAGUCCCGCCAGCCCAGCGUCUGAGCAGCGCCGCUGUUCCCCAACCCCGCCGAUCCCAGCUCAGCCCUGGAGCGAGUUGCUUUAUCAAGAACGGCCACUGUGCGUGAUCCCCUGACCAGCGUUACCCAUUGAAUUUCCUAGUGGGCCCUCCAAAGUAGGUAUUUCAGCACCCUGUUAGAGCUGAGGCGCAGGUAAAGUGACCCAGGUAGGUCCCGCUGAUAAGAACUCUGUAAGGAUUUGAACCUUGCCUCCACAACUCCGGAGCCUGCGCCUUUCCUCCUCCCCGCGUGGACUCCUGCCCGGCACAGUGCUUCACAUCCUUCUCCGGAGUCAUCAAGUUUGGUGUAUGUGUCGGCUGGUUCUGAAGUCUUGAAGCUCUGCACUGAGGAAGACCAAAGUAGCACUUGUUGCCAAUUAGGGAAUGGACCGAUUGGGUUCCUUUAGCAAUGAUCCCUCUGAUAAGCCACCUUGCCGAGGCUGCUCCUCCUACCUCAUGGAGCCUUAUAUCAAGUGUGCUGAAUGUGGGCCACCUCCUUUUUUCCUCUGCUUGCAGUGUUUCACUCGAGGGUUUGAGUACAAGAAACAUCAAAGCGAUCAUACUUAUGAAAUAAUGGUGGAGUUUUGCUCUUGUUGCCCAGGCUGGAGUGCAAUGGCGCGAUCUCAGCUCAUGACAACCUCUGCCUCACAGACCUCAGAUUUUCCUGUCCUUGAUCCCAGCUGGACUGCUCAAGAAGAAAUGGCCCUUUUAGAAGCUGUGAUGGACUGUGGCUUUGGAAAUUGGCAGGAUGUAGCCAAUCAAAUGUGCACCAAGACCAAGGAGGAGUGUGAGAAGCACUAUAUGAAGCAUUUCAUCAAUAACCCUCUGUUUGCGUCUACCCUGCUGAACCUGAAACAAGCAGAGGAAGCAAAAACUGCUGACACAGCCAUUCCAUUUCACUCUACAGAUGACCCUCCCCGACCUACCUUUGACUCCUUGCUUUCUCGGGACAUGGCCGGGUACAUGCCAGCUCGAGCAGAUUUCAUUGAGGAAUUUGACAAUUAUGCAGAAUGGGACUUGAGAGACAUUGAUUUUGUUGAAGAUGACUCGGACAUUUUACAUGCUCUGAAGAUGGCUGUGGUAGAUAUCUAUCAUUCCAGAUUAAAGGAGAGACAAAGAAGAAAAAAAAUUAUAAGAGACCAUGGAUUAAUCAACCUUAGAAAGUUUCAGUUAAUGGAACGGCGGUAUCCCAAGGAAGUCCAGGACCUUUAUGAAACAAUGAGGCGAUUUGCAAGAAUUGUGGGGCCAGUGGAACAUGACAAAUUUAUUGAAAGCCAUGCAUUGGAGUUUGAACUCCGAAGGGAAAUCAAGAGGCUCCAAGAAUAUAGGACAGCAGGCAUUACCAAUUUUUGUAGUGCCAGAACCUACGAUCACCUCAAGAAGACCCGGGAGGAAGAGCGCGUUAAACGCACUAUGCUCUCUGAAGUUCUCCAGUAUAUCCAGGACAGUAGUGCUUGCCAGCAGUGGCUCCGCCGGCAAGCUGACAUCGAUUCCGGCCUGAGUCCUUCUCUUCCAGUAGCUUCAAAUUCAGGUAGACGGAGUGCACCACCCUUGAACCUCACGGGCCUCCCUGGCACAGAGAAGCUGAAUGAAAAAGAAAAGGAGCUCUGUCAGAUGGUGAGGUUGGUCCCUGGAGCCUAUUUAGAAUACAAAUCUGCUCUAUUGAACGAAUGUAACAAGCAAGGAGGCUUAAGACUAGCACAGGCAAGAGCACUCAUCAAGAUAGAUGUGAACAAAACCCGGAAAAUCUAUGAUUUCCUCAUCCGCGAAGGAUACAUCACCAAAGGCUGAUGCUCUAAGGGCUUGGGAUCAGAAGUCAGAAGUUUGGAAUGUGGUGGAUCAAAGGACAAUAUGGGCAUUUUGGAGAAUUUUGUUUUUCAGUUGAAUUCUCAUUUUGAAAAGGGGAAAUUUUCAUUUUGAAAAAAAGGGGCAAGGACAAAGGAAACCUUAAAUUGUAUAAAGUCUGCUUUCUUCUUCAUCCUGCUUUAAAACACUCCUGUUGUUAGUAUUGUGCUGCAGAGUUGUUUGCUAGAUAAGCUAUUAUUAAAUGUGAGUGGGCAUUCAUUCCUAACACCUCUUGUAACUAAAAGAACCAUAGUACCUCACAUCACAGUGCUGGUAGAAAUAGAACUAAAUCACAGUCUUUAGUCCUGAGUCCGGCCCAGAUCCUUAUAUUGAGAGGUAAGUUUGCUGAUGAUCUGCUUUGCCUUCCAACACUGCAGACAGAUUUAAAAUAAAGAGAAAGGUUUUAUAGCAUAAGAAAGCUCUCUUCUAAGGGUUUUUAAGUUGACAACAUUCUUUUUUUUUUUGAGACAGAGUUUCGCUCUUGUUACCCAGGCUGGAGUGCAAUGGUGCGAUCUUGGCUCACUGCAACCUCCGCCUCCUGGGUUCAGGCAAUUCUCCUGCCUCAGCCUCCUGAGUAGCUGGGAUUACAGGCACGCGCCACCAUGCCCAGCUAAUUAUUUGUAUUUUUUUUAGUAGAGACAGGGUUUCACCAUGUUGACCAGGAUGGUCUCGAUCUGUUGACCUCGUGAUCCACCCGCCUUGGCCUGCCAAAGUGCUGGGAUUACAGGUGGGAGCCACCGCACCCAGCCCAACAUUUUUUUUGAGAUGGAGUUUCACUCUUGACGCCAAUGCUGGACUGCAGUGGUGCAAUCUCAGCUCACUGCAACCCCCGCUUCCCAGGUUCAGGCGAUUCUCUUGCCUCAGCCUCCCAAGUAGCUGGGACUACAGGCACCCUGCCACCAUGCCUGGCUAAUUUUGUAUUUUUAAUAGAGAUGGGAUUUUACCAUAUUGGCCAGGCUGCUCUUUAACUCCUGACCUCAGAUGAUCUGCCCACCUGGGCCUCCCAAAGUACUAGGAUUACAGGUGUGAGCCACCACGCUUGGCCUAAGCUUACAACUUUUAUGAGUAAAGGGGAAGAAAAUAUUCUUAUGAUGGUCUUAUCCCAGACUGCAUCUUUAACUCCAGCCGAGCUUCUGUAAUCCCAGCACUUUGAGAGGCUGAGGUGGUUGGAUCAUGAGGUCAGGAGUUCAAGACCAGCCUGACCAACAUGGUGAAACCCCGUGUCUACUAAAAAUACAAAAAUUAGCCGGGCAUGUUGGCACAUGCCUGUAGUCCCAGCUACUCAGGAGAUUGAGGUGGGAGAAUCACUUGAACCCGGGAGGCGGAGGUUACAGUGAGCGGAGAUUACAGCACUGCACUCCAGCCUAGGCAACUCCAUCUCAAAAAAAAAUAAAUAAACCAAAAUUUUAAUGUCUGACUGUGUACUUUGCAGUCUGCCUGUCUAAUCUGCAGUAGACUUUUGAGGAAGUGGCACUGGAUAUAACAUGUCUCUGUUAUUUUUAGAAUUAAUUGAUUAAAAUGUUUUGCUAUUUAAUUUGUGGGUGUGUCAGAUAUUCUGGUAACUAAAACACACUUAAGGUGUUGGAUGCCCGCCCCAUCACGCUGCACUGUCUGCUGACAUAUGUGUCCUGAACUCACCCUGUUCUUGUCCUGGGUUUCCCAGGAUACCAAGUCCUUGAGGAUGGAGAUGAUGCAACAGACCUCAGCUUUGCUUGGAUUGAGACUUGAACCCUAAUUUCUCAAUGGUGAAAGACUAGCCUGCAAUAAAAGCUGCUUUUAAAGCAGAAGUAAAGCAGCUUUAUAUAUGGGACUCACUAGAUGUGAGGGUGAGUAGCCCCACCACAUCUGAAACUUGGUUCUCAAACCUUUCUGCAAAAUAACAAGCCAAACGCAUAGCCAUGGUUAUCUCAUUUCUGUUAGAAACAAAGUUGUAUAUAGAAAUAACUUGGUCAGAAUCUACACAAAUCACAUUGAAUAGCUGACUGAUUGUUUAAUUCCUUCUAUAUUCAAACAUCUAAUUAAAAGGUUGUAUGCUUUGUUGGAAGCAUCUGCUCAAACUUUUGACUGUUGUAAAUAUGCAUGCAGCUGGGAAGGGACCUCAUCUAGGGGAUGAAAAAUGAAAAAGACACUCUUAGGAUCUGAGGGAAUUCAAAUAGAGGACUUUAAUUUUUUUUUUUUUUUUUUAAAGAAUGACAUGUGGAAAUGCUCUAUUUUCUUUGUAUAGUCACAUCUUAUAGAAAACAUUUUACCACUACCAUCACCCUUAGUUGGUUGUGACGGGAUUGCUGCUUAUCCCUGAAAGGUAAUUCCUGUUCUGAACAGUUGGGAUGCAUUAGACAUCAGUGUUAGGUGAUGUUUGUUGUAGUUUGAAGAGUCUUUAACCUUGAUUAAGGAAGGCUUCCUGGGAGAGGUGGGCUUUUGGGGCAAUCAUAUGAUAGAGAAGAGAGAGAGAAAUGGCAGAUGGAAGUGGGAGACAGUUCCACACACGGGGAGGAGGACGAUGUGGAGGCAGCAGUGGGUGUAAGGAAAGUGGUGCCAAGAGAUUUACUUGUCUGGAACACAAGGGGCAGCUGGGUAGUUAAGAGUGGGAGGAUGGUAGGACAGUCUGACAGAAACCUUGGAACCAGUUGAACUCUGAAAAGCUGAUGGAAAAUCAGUAGACUUCAUGAGAAAAAUGAUAUGGUUGAAAAUAGUAAUAGAAAAAUAAGACCGAAGUUUUAAAUGACUAGAUUUUAGAAAGUAGCGUUAUUAUUUCUUUGGUAAACCCAACUUUGCAAAGAUACAUAGCAUUGCAUCCUUCCUCUUUUCUUCUAGACAGGGUUGGCCAUAAACCAGCUACACUGACAGAGGUCUCUCCUAGUCCAGAUUGUCUCAGAAGAGAGUUUACCCUGAAACUCAAUGACAUGAAUAAGACCUAUUUACUGAAAUUUUUAUUGCAAUUUAUUGUUAAAGGUUUCUGCUGGAGUUUUAUGCAUAUUUUUCUAGGUGGUGGGAAAUGAACAAAUCUCUUUCCAUGUAAUGACCCUUCUCUGUGCCCGAAGACCAAGACUCUCUCUCUUGAGAGACCAAUUACCUGUAAUCCCAGUACUUUGGGGGGCGGAGGCAGGCGGAUCACCUGAGGUCAGGAGUUCGAGACCAGUCUGACCAACAUGGAGAAACCCCAUCUCUACUAAAAAUACAAAAAAUUAGCAGGACGUGGUGGCGCAUGCCUGUAAUCUCAGCUGCUCGGGAGGCUGAGACGAGAGAAUCGCUUGAGCCUGGGAGGCAGAGGUUGCAGUGAGCCAAGAUCGCACCAUUUCCACUCUAGCCAAAAACAAAAAAAAAAAAAAAAGGGAGAGAGAGAGAGAGAGAGAGA
Messenger RNA from Callithrix jacchus (white-tufted-ear marmoset), 5423 nucleotides. The record is from RefSeq and is a predicted model, not a curated record. NCBI's taxonomy places the organism in Eukaryota, Metazoa, Chordata, Mammalia, Primates, Cebidae.